Messenger RNA from Lingula anatina, 2335 nucleotides. RefSeq names its product hydroxyacid-oxoacid transhydrogenase, mitochondrial. Gene Ontology annotation, molecular function: alcohol dehydrogenase (NAD+) activity; metal ion binding. The record is from RefSeq and is a predicted model, not a curated record. Gene Ontology annotation, cellular component: mitochondrion. Lineage: Eukaryota; Metazoa; Brachiopoda; Lingulata; Lingulida; Lingulidae.
AUGUUUGUUCCAGGCAUUGCUAACAGAGUAUUACGUCCAAUGCUGGGUAUUGUGGACCCCCUCCAUGCUCUGACUAUGCCAGAGAGAGUGGCAGCUAACAGUGGCUUUGAUGUACUCUGCCAUGCUUUAGAGUCCUACACGGCCAUUCCCUUCAACGAGCGCACCCCGCGACCAGAGAACCCCAUUCUGAGGCCAGCGUACCAGGGCAGUAACCCCAUCAGUGACCUGUGGUCACUCCACGCCCUGAGGAUCGUGGCUAAGUACUUCAGGAGAGCGGUCAAGGACAACACGGACAAGGAGGCCAGGUCAGCCAUGCACCUGGCCAGCGCCUAUGCUGGGAUUGGUUUUGGAAAUGCUGGGGUACAUUUAUGCCACGGCAUGUCGUACCCCAUAGCUGGACUUGUCAAGCAGUACAGGGCUAAGCAGUAUGCAGUAGACCAUCCCCUCGUGCCCCAUGGUUUAUCCGUAGUGCUCACUGCUCCGGCUGUUUUCCAGUUUUGUGCUCCAAUGUGUCCAGAGAGACACAUAGAAGCUGCAGGGAUAUUGGGUGCUGAUAUUACUAGUGUGAAGAAAGAAGACGCUGGACUAGUCCUAGCUGAUGUUCUCCGUCAGAUCAUGCAUGACCUAGAUGUUGACGAUGGACUGAACUCCAUUGGUUUCACCUCUGAGGAUAUCCCAGCUUUGGUCAAAGGAACACUGCCACAGCAUCGUGUGACUAAACUGGCCCCAAGACCUCAGACGGAGGAGGACCUAGCUAUGCUGUUUGAGAAAGCCAUGAAGCUGUAUUAGCUCGGAGUGUUAGAAAUUAAAAAUUAAUUUGGAAAUUUCUUGCUGACUUAAAUUGCUCAGCGUGUAGGGUAAAAUUACUUAAAAUUAUUUUAAAAAUAGCUGAGGAAAAUUCAGUUUUGCAAAUUUAAAGUUACUUUUCUUUAAUAUUGAAUUAAAGAAUGGAACAGUGUCUGACUCAAUGAGAUCAUUAUAAGCAAUACAGCAGGUGUGUUUAAGUAGACACAAUAUAUUGUGAUAUAUUACCUCAAGAAUGCAAUAUUAUUCUCUUGGAGAUUUUAUAAUUAACAUGAAUCAAUGAAUUUAAUGAAAAAUAAUUCAUAUAUUUUUUAGAAUGAUUAAGCCAUUGUCUAAUAUUUGAUGGGACUCUUCCAAAUCUAUUUUUAUGAUUAAAUAGAGAACAUUACAUGAAUUAAGGUUAGCAUCAUCUUUUUGGGAAAAAUUCAAAGCAAAACAACAUUUUCGUAAUAUUAACAAAAUUGACUUUUUUUCUGCAUAUCUUUUAUAACUUCCAAACAAGCUAUAUCUGACUUAGCCAUACAACUUGUGUGUGUGUAUAAUCAAGGUAUUUUUAAUAUUUUUAAGCAAUAAGUAUUAUACUAAAAGACAUUUUAAUGUACAGACACAACAGGUGUCUGUACAUGCUGCCAUCAUCUGCGUCUGUCCGUCUGUCUUGCUGGAGUAGUAGCUGUCCACAUUUCCCUUUACUGCAAUUAUUUGGAGGCAAUAACUUUAUCCUUGUUAUAUCAUUCGCUAGGGCUGUGUUCAGGUUAAAAGUUAUUGGUCCAGCAGGAACGCUCUAUCUCAGUGGGGAUUCUUGCUAAGGCGCAGCUUUAUUGUCUGGCACGCCCCCUCAUUAUGUAAAGUACUCGGGUAAAGUUAGGAAAACUUUGUGUUCCAUGACGUUGUUCAAGUUGCUUUGCUAGGGGGUGUGCCAAACAAUUUAGCUGAUUCCAUUAACUGCGACUUAGCAAAAAACAAUUCCGAGACAGAUCCAUCCUGCUGGACUGAUCUUUUUAUCUGAACACAGCCUUGAACUGUGAGACCCAGAGUUUGUAUGUUGCUUUCCUAUUUCAUCAUAUUUGAUGUCUAAUAGAAUAUUCCCAGACCCUAUCAUACUAACUUUGGAUCAAACUAUCUCCAAGGGGAUUCUUGCGUAAUUGCAAUAACUUUAGCGGCUUCGAUGACUGUUAUGCCUACUGAAGCUGCUAGGGGGUUAUUAACUAUGGUUUAGCAGUUUCAGUAGCCGUGCCAGACAUCUAAGCCACUUAAGCUGAUAGCAAUAUAGCGAGAAACCCAGUGGAGAUGGACUGAUUCUGUUAGAUCGAUCUAGAGAUGGGAACCCAGUCUAAACUGAUAUGUUGUCUGUACAUAUGUCAGCAUUGUCUGGCUUGCUAUAGCAUUAUUAAGAGCUCAAGGACAUCGUAAUAUGCAUUUUAUACAACGUGAUUAAAGGUGCUUUGAAAUGAUAAAUUGAUAAUAAAUAUAUACUUAUAUCAGAUUGUUGAGAAAAUGCCAAUGAGUGUUUAAUAAAAUAUUUAUAUACGGA